This is a messenger RNA of Penaeus vannamei (Pacific white shrimp), 709 nucleotides long. The record is from RefSeq and is a predicted model, not a curated record. NCBI's taxonomy places the organism in Eukaryota, Metazoa, Arthropoda, Malacostraca, Decapoda, Penaeidae.
GUUCAACCUUGAGCUCCUGAAAGAAGGUGUGAAGCGCACGAAUACAUUGUAUGGAGGGAAAGACCUUAAAGUGACGAGGGUGGUGUUUCCCAAUGGUUCUAUCGACCCAUGGCAUGCCCUAGGGAUAACAGACGACCUCAGUCCAGAAGCUACUGCAAUCUUCAUAAAUGGAACUGCUCACUGUGCAAAUAUGUACCCAGAGAAAGAAGAUGAUCCACCACAGCUACUGCAUGCCAGAGAGCAAGUUUUCAACCAUAUUCAAAAAUGGUUGCAAGAAUAAGUAAAUCACAUGAUUUCAUAAGCAGUUUUAAAAAAUAUCUUUGUGAUUUUAUACUGGAUUCUGUAUAGAAAGAUUUGUUGUUGAACCUUAUCAAGGAACUAGCAAGUGGUGCAUCAAUAGUACACUGGAUUUAAUAGUCAUAACCAUGUACGGUUUUUGUUUUUAUGUGAUAUUCUCCCAUUUGAUUUCUCAGAUGGAAAAAGAUUCCUUUUGCAGUUACCCAUUAUAUUCUCUUGUUAAUAAAAUAGCAUUGUGGUUCUUUUACAGUGUUUAACAUAACAGGAUAUUCUCUUUAUAUCUGUACACCAAACUUGUCAGAAAAGGGCAUAUUGUAAUUAAAGUUAAUGAUUAUGAAUAUAUUUAUGCUGUUUCUUGCAAUGCAUUAUUUGUAAAGCAAAUUGUAUAUAACUAAAUCUUGACUUGCGACAC